CAGCUCACCCUCACUCAGCCCACCACGUCCAGCUCACGCCGGUGCGCCGCCCGCACCAAGCGCUCGCGUCCCACCAACCGCUGCUAUAAGUCUAUUAAACACAGGCCCAGAUCCGCGCCUCCACCCCGCCCGCCACCGCGCAAGCACACCAACCGGCACCGUACCAGCAGCACCGUCCACGGCCGCCACCACCAUGGCCGCCUCGCCGCGCAUCGCCAUCCUGCUGGCGCUCCUGGUGGCGUCCUCGGCGCUGGCCGCGGCGCAGAAGACCAAGGCGAAGCCGGCGGCCGGCCCUGCCGGCGCGGCGGACGCGGCCCCGCCGACGGACGUGAACAAGGCGCUCAAGGACGACCAGUUCAGCGAGUUCAAGCAGCUCCUCCACGACACGCGCGUGGACACCCAGAUCAACGCGCAGCUGACGGACAGCUACAACGGGCUGACCAUCUUCGCGCCCACCAACGCCGCCUUCGACAAGCUCAAGGCCGGCGUGCUCAACGGGCUGUCGCCGCAGGACCAGAUCCAGCUGGUGCUCUACUGCGUGCUCCCCAGGUUCUACAGCCUCUCCAUGCUCGGCACCCUCAACGGCAAGGUCAACACGCAGGGGUCCGGGCACGACGGCCCGUACAGGUACGACAUCAAGCGCGCGGGCAACAACGUCAACGUCUCCACCGGCGUCAACUCCAUGCUCCUGGGGAGCCCCGUCAGCAAGGACUUCCCGCUCGCCGUCUACCCCGUCGACAAGGUGCCGCUCCCGUACGAGCUCUUCGGCCCCAAGCCGCCCACCCCGGCGCCCGCGCCGGCCCCGGCGCCGGCCAAGUCCAAGACCAAGAAGAAGCACAAGAAGGCCACCGGCAUCGCCGAGCCGCCGGAGGCCGACGACUCCACCGCCGCCGACGACGACAAGAAGUCGGCGGCCGCGCCCGCCGCCGGGGUGGCCAGGUGGGCCGCCGCGCUCGGGGUGCUCGGCGCCGCGGUCCUCGGCGGCCUCUUCUGAUGAGGAGGAUAGAAUCAGAGGGUGGUGGUGGUGGUGGUGGUGGUGUGAUCCAUGGACGAGAUCUCGUGCGUCGUGCAUUGCCACGCACGAUCGAGCUGGUGUCUCCGUACACUCAUCGAUCGAUCGAUUAUUGAUCCCUUUACUGUGCAUUUGUGCUGCUGCUGCGUGCGUAUGUCCAUCGGCUUUAUUCUUUCUCUCCCUCUUUCUUUUUCGGGCUUCUUGGUGAUUCGUAUUUGUAACUUAAUGUGAUAUACGCUAGUACUUCUUUCAUUGGAUUCCCA
Messenger RNA from Panicum hallii, 1275 nucleotides. RefSeq names its product fasciclin-like arabinogalactan protein 13. Lineage: Eukaryota; Viridiplantae; Streptophyta; Magnoliopsida; Poales; Poaceae. Bases 194 to 994 code for a protein of 266 amino acids. The transcript has a single exon. The record is from RefSeq and is a predicted model, not a curated record.